Molecule: messenger RNA, 6320 nt
Organism: Hypanus sabinus (Atlantic stingray)
Lineage: Eukaryota; Metazoa; Chordata; Chondrichthyes; Myliobatiformes; Dasyatidae
Gene: plpp2a
Product: phospholipid phosphatase 2a
Exons: 7
Coding region: 258-1115 (285 amino acids)
Biological process (GO): phospholipid metabolic process; signal transduction; phospholipid dephosphorylation
Molecular function (GO): phosphatidate phosphatase activity
Source: RefSeq, a predicted model, not a curated record
CCCCUCUGGUAGGGGGAGGAGAGCAGGAAGAGAACAAAAGCAAAGGUUACUGGCGAAGACAACGCGGCGUCAGUUGUGAAAGGUUCAGCCCCUCUCCUGGCGAAAUUGACUAACGACACUCAGUAGGAAGUUCGGGGCAUCGGGAAAAGUCCAAACUAGUCCGUGUCGUUGUGCAGAUCGAGACAGGUAUUUGGAUUCCGGAAGAACUCGAAAUUCAGGUUCAAGAACAGGAGAGAAUCCGAAGUUACAGCCGCAGGAUGUUUGAAAAAAGAAAUAUCUUCGUGCUGCUGGAUGUGCUGUGUGUGGUUGUGGCAUCAUUACCAUUUGUCAUCUUGACUCUGCAAGCUAAGCCAAAGAUUCGAGGGUUCUACUGCAAUGAUGACAGUAUCAAGUAUCCAUACAGAAGGGACACCAUUUCACACUGGACAAUGGCAGCAGUUAUUAUUCCAGCCUGCAUCAUCAUUAUUACCGUUGGCGAGGCAAUUAUGGUUCGCUUAAAACACCUGUAUUCACGAUCGGAGUUCAACAACUAUGUUGCUGCCUUGUACAAGGUGGUGGGAACCUUCAUGUUUGGUGCUGCAGUCAGCCAAUCAUUGACUGACAUUGCGAAAUACACUGUUGGGCGUCUCCGGCCAAGCUUUCUGGCGUUGUGCAAGCCCAAUAUGUCACUGGUGGACUGCACACAGUAUGUCCAGUUAGACGUUUGCACAGGGUCAAGUGUCAACAUCACCGAAGCAAGGUUAUCAUUUUAUUCUGGCCACUCGUCAUUUGGAAUGUACUGCAUGGUUUUUCUCUCACUGUAUCUGCAGGUCCGUUUGAGGGGGAAGUGGGCCAGGCUUCUGCGGCCUACCAUCCAGUUCUUCCUGCUGGCCUUUGCAGUAUACGUGGGCUACACACGGGUCUCCGAUUACAGACAUCACUGGAGUGAUGUCCUAGCCGGAUUUCUCCAAGGAGCCAUUGUGGCAAUCUUAAUUGUCCGCUAUGUUUCAGAUUUCUACAAACACAGACCCCAGUGUUCAGAGGAUUCAGAAGCUUCUGAGCCAGAGAGAAAACCCAACAUUCCCUUAACCGAAACGGAGCCGAUAAAUCACUAUGGCACCCAACAUGUUCCCUGAUUCACUGCUGGCCACCCCCCUGCCGACAACUCUGUGCCUUUCCAUCAAGCAUCAAAGGAGAGAGAUGCUUUCCCUUGUUUAUGUCAUUCAAACUUUGUUUUGUUUCCAUGCAUCGAUGUUCAACCUCCUGUGUGAAAGGACCUCUGCCUUGCUUUUGCAUGCUUGAGUUUUUGUGGUUAGAUACCAAUAGGCUUGCAGUUUGCAGGUGAGGCACAUAGCUGAAUUUUUCACACCUUGCACCAAUAAAAGUGUAUAUUCUUGCCACCCCCUGCCAUUAUCCCCACCCAAAACAAGUCUUAGCUCUGUGUUCAUAUUAAAAGUGUUUUGUACAAUUUAUGUAGAUUCCAUUUUUCAACAAGUAGAAUUCCAUCCAUUUUCUUGCUGUCCCAUGUCUUGAACAGAAGCAACUGAUUUAGGCGUUUGAUAUUAUUCUUCUACAAGUAUCUGCAAAGUGUUCCAGGACUUCCUUAUUCACUUUCCGUGGUCCUUCUGCUCUGCAUUAACACAUUACAGAAUUGGGCUCAUUAACACUCCCAAUAACAAGAAAGCUUAGCAUGGGAGAGUAGGAAAAGCAAACUUGAUUCCAGCCAACAAAAUCCUAUCCCAGGGUGAAGUAGGUAAGCUGUUUCCACCUUGAAUGAAGUUACAGAAGGGUUGGUGGACAGCAUGGCUUGUGCCAGUCAGAAAGAAAUAGUUAUAAAGUCCAUAAAUAAAAUAGUAGUUUUAAACUGGUCAGGCAACUGACAGUGAAAUGGUAUUUUUUUUUCCCUGUGUAAAUGUAGGUGCAUAACUCAGUCUUGAGAAAACUUGCUUUUAAAAAGCGUUUUGAUCAUCUAUCCAGUAUAUAACUAACUACUUGUAUAUUUUAAACAUUCAAUUGACAGAUUUCAGAAAUGGGAGUUUGUUGCAAUAUUUUUAUUAAAUUCAAAAGUUAUCCUCCAAGAUUUAAACCUCCAGACCUUUUUAAGCAGAAAGUUCAGGUAUAUUAACAGUGGUUGCGAUUCUGAAUGCUUUGAGAAAUGCAGGUGAACAAGCCCAGUGGCAAAGUACUUUAAUCAUAACAUUUUCAGAUAUAUUGUAUGGUUCAUUGCUAUGGCGCCAUUCACAGUACACAACAUCAUUCUCUUUGCUUUGAAAAUUGUUAUCAGCAUAAUGUCAGUUUUUCUUUCACAUAUCUCCCAUGAGCAAUAAAAUUAAGAGGCUUUUACACUGGUUACAGCCAGUCAAUGUGUAAUAAUGCAAGAAAUUUAAUACCUGCACCCCCCGCCAUUGAAUAUCUACUGUAUCCUUUAACAUGUAGUUACAGACCUUAGAAUAGGCUGUGCAGCAACAGUGAGUGUUGGCCAGUUGUCUGCAGUGGUAGAUGAGCAAGUUUCAGGCUCGCUGUGGUGCACCUUUCACCAUGGUCACAAUCUUUCAACAGCAGUUGAUAUUUCUAUCCCUGGGGAUGGCCCAAAGGAGCACAGAGUCAUGUGUUGGACAGCUCUGUGCAAUGAACCUCAUCAGAGACCUCCUCAUCCCUUUCCUGACCACCUUGGCAAGCACCCAUUCCAAAAGGAGAUGGAUAAUGGUCACAUCCUCAAAGCAGCUGCCUUGAGGGCAGUGUCUGGUGCUGCUGAGGUUCUGGCAGUGCCCAAAGGAUCUGCUGGAGCGGGUCCUUCUUACCAUGGUGCUUAAUUAAAGGGUCUGGUGGCAAGGGAUUCUGCCAAAUUACUUCUGCAAUCUGCUUGUGAAACUCUGAUAGGAUCCACCACCUCGCUUUUCCACAAGGUCUAGGAUUCUCUCUGCAGGCUGUUCUUAAUGUUUGCAGAAAUCAUUGAACAAAACCUGGAUGAUCCAAAUUAAUGGGGCUGGUGACCUGGCUAGAUACAGCCGUUACUUGACUGAAACCUCAGCACCCAGUAGGAUUUGGUGGUUGCACACCCAAGGUCGACAUACAUUUUGAUGUCGCGUUACACAAGGGUAGGCUUUUAGCUAAGUUUAAGUGUGCUGUUUGUUCUUGAGAACCAAUCUCUUGAGUACUGCAUGGGAGUUGUGAGUAACACGGCUGUUAUUUAAUUAUGGCCUGAUGGCAAAUAGUCACCUGCAGGGGAAUGUGAAACCCUGGAAUACAUCAGGAAUUUGAGUCAGAUUACAUAGGUUAGAGAACUAAGAAACCCUUGCUUAAUUUUCCAAUGUAGUUGUGGGAAUGGUUAUGAUAAAAAUCAAGAGCUUCAGUGUAGGAGAGAGUUGGAAGGGACUGUAUCAAUUCCAGAAAUGCAAGGGGAAUCUACUGCUAGAUUCGAUGGGGGUUGAUAUCUAGGAGGAGCUAGCAAACCUGUCUUUGCCUUAGAGUCGUCUCUGAUCAUCUUCCAGUCCAGAGUCCACUGAGGGAAGCAGAAAAGACAUAGAGCACUGCAGCACAGAAGUAGGCCCUUCAGCCCAUCUAGUUAAUGCCAUACUAUUAUGCCACCUAGUCUCAUAGUACUCCACAUCUGACUUAUCCAUAUGCAUAUCCACGCUACUUAAAUGGUGUAAUUGAACCGAUAUCAAUCACCUCCACUGGCAACUCAUUCCACACCUUCACCACCCUCUGAGUUGAAGAAGCUAUCCUUUAAGUUCCUCUUAAAUACUUCACCUUCUACCCUAAACCCAUAACCUCUAGUUCUAAUCAUGUCCAACCUCAGGGGAAGGAGCCUCCAUGUAUUUACAUUCCUCAUAAUUUUGUAUACCUUUAUCAAAUCUUCCUUCUUUCUCCUGUGGCCCAGGGAAUAAUGUCCUAACCCACUCAACAUUUCCCAAGGCCUCAAAUCCUUGUAAAUCAUCUCUGUACCCCUUUCAAUUUUGUUGAUAACUUUCCAAAGGAUAAGUCACUAGAACUGCACACAGUAUUCCAAAUUUGGCCUUGCCAAUGUCUAGUACAACUUAAACAUAACAUCCCAACUCCUACACUCAAUACUCUGAUAAACAGGCAAUAUGCUGAAAGCUCUCUUAAUGACCCUUUCUACAUGUGAUGUCACUUCCAAGGAAUUAUGGACCUGUACUUCCAGAUCCCUCCAUUCUACAGCACUCCUCAAUGAGAUGAACUUGUGUUUAUUCCAAAGGAGUGUCUUCAGAUUAUUGUAAUAAGCCUGAUGUAUUAAGGAUCUGGAAAUCCUUCUUUGCUACACUCUACAGUGGUGCUAGAAAGUUUGUGAACCCUGUAGAAUGUUCAAUAUUUCUGCAUAAAUAUGACCUGAAAUGUGAUCAGAUCUUCAUGUAUCCCAAAGCUGGAUAAAGAUAAAAGAAUUAAAUAAGUAACACAAAACAUUAUACUUGUUCAUUUCUUUAUUGAGAAAAAUGACUAAUAUUACAUAUAUUUGUUGGAAAAAGGUUGUGAACCUUUGCUUUUCGUAACUGGUGUGAUGCCCUUGUACAGCAAUAACUUCAACCAAAAGUUUGCACUAAUAGUUAAUCAGUCCUGUACAUUGACUUGGAGGAAUUUUAGGCCAUUCCUCCUUACAAAACUACUUCAACUCUGUUGGUGGACUUCCUUGCAUGAACUACUUGUUUCAGGUUCUUCAACAACAUUUCUCCAGGAUUAAGGUCAGGACUUUGAAUCAUCUGUUCCAGUCUUUUUUUUGAACCAUUCUGUCGUUAAUUUACUCUGGUCUUUUGGAUCAUUGUCUUGUUGCAUUAUCUAUUAAGCUUCAGGUGAUGGACUAGUCCCUGUCAUUCUCCUGUAAAAUGUUUUGAUACAAUUUUGAAUCCAUUAUUCCCUCAACGACUGCAAGCAAAGUAGCACCUCAAACCAUGAUGAUUCUUCUACCAUGCUUCACAGUUGGGAUGAAGUUUUAGUGUUAGUGUGCAUUGCCUUUUUCCCCUCCAAACAUAGCAAUGUGCAUUUCUGCCAAAAAGCUCAACUUUUGUCUCAUCUGUCCACAGAAUAUUUGUCCCAGAAGUGUUGUAGAACAUCCAGGUAAUUUUUGGAAACUUGGGAUGUGCAGCAAUGUUUUUAUUUUGCAGAGCAGUGGUUUUCCCUGUGUGUUCCAAGAACACCAUUCUUGUUCAGUAUUUUAACUAGAGUGGACUUUAGCAAGUUUUAGAAGUCUUUCUGCAGGUCUUUUGCUUGGGCUUGGGCUCUUUUUCACCUCCAUCAGCAUUGCACCUUGUGCUCUUGAUAUUAUCUUUGUAGGAUGCCCAUUCCUAGGAAGAGUGGUAACAGUGCUGAGUUUCCUCCAUUUGUAGACAAUUUCUCUUUCUGUGGAUUGAUGAACAAUCAGGUCUUUAGAAAUGCUUUUGUAGCCUUUUCCAGCUUGAUGUAUCUCUACAAUUCUUCUAAGGUUCUCUGAAAGUUGUUUUGAUUGAGGUAUGGUGCACAUAAAGAGAUCAUUCUUAAGAAGAGCAGGCUCUGUCAGUAACCUGACUUUGUGUGUCUUUUUUAUAGGGCAGGGUACCUCUACAACCCACACCUCCAAUCUUAUCUCAUUGAUCGCAACACCUUACUCCAAAUAGUAGAAGGCAUUACCCAAGAUGUUCAGACACUUUGCCCAACAAAUAUAUGUAAUAUUGGAUCAUUUUUCUCAAUAAAUAAAUGUACAAGCAUACUGUUUGUGUUUCUAAUUUAUUUGGGUUCUCUUUAUCUAGUUUUAGGACUUGUGUGAAGACCUGGUCAUACUUUAGGUCCCAUCUAUGCAGAAAUAGAGAAAAUUCUACAGGGUUCACAAACUUUCUAGCACCACUGUAUGAUUUUAAAGGCCACUGACUGCACAGUUCCCCAGCUUUUCUUGUCCCUAAUUUUGAGUAUGUAGGUGACAGUAAGUGGGAGAGUCUGGACCACCAAACUGAUCCAUCCUUCAAGACCAAAUCAAUAGGUAGCUGACUGAGGUACCUUGACUCUCUGGGAAUACGUUAGCCCAGAUCUGCAGUUCUAUCUGGCAGCAUGUCAGAUUUAUUGAGGAAGGACAUCUUCACUAUCAUUUACAGGCAGAAGGGGGGAGUAGGAACAGAACUGAACCAGCAACGCAUUGUACUACUUAUUGUGGAAGGUAAGAUGGUGGUGAGGAAAGCCUUUUUAAAAAAAUAUAUUAAUACAAUUUAAAUUGUUAUAUUGCUGUUCUUUAAAGAUCACUGAUUUAAUUGUAAAAUUGCUUCAGAUUUGUGCUGAAAUUUAUAAUUUUUUUCCUGUUAUAGAGGCAAUGUAAGGUAUUUUAUUAAGUGAUGUAAUAAAGUAAUUUUUAUACAUUU